CGGGGUUUCCUGAAAACGGUUGGGAAAACAAAUAUACCGUACCGGUGUUCAAGCAGCUCUCAAUGUCGUCGGUCAGUGAAGCUCAUCUGAGCUUAGAGAUAAGAAAUGCGGCUCUGAUCACAGUGCCACUGGAGUUUAUUUAAGUGUUACACUUGGCUUGUUUUCUCAGAGUGGAUGGUGUGUGUGUUUUUCCCGUGAAUAAAUAAAUAAAAACAACAGGAGAUUUGCAAGGAUGAAGAGACUCCCCGUCCUGGCCUUGCUGCUGUGGAUAUGUUGUGUGUUUUAUGUUGGUAUUUUCCUGUUUGUGGGCGGUUUCCUCUUGGUGCGCCUGGAGGUCAACAGGACGAGCACCUGCGAGGACGUCUUGCCUCCGUCCUACGACGCGACCUCGCCUGACUUCUGCCCCAGACAUCCUCGCGUACGCAGGGCCGUCAUCCUCGUCGUCGAUGCUCUGAAAGCCGAGUUUGCUCGCUACGACCCGGGAAACCUGUCCCCCAGACCGUUCGAGAACAAGCUGCCGGUUCUGGGUGAGACGGUGUCGUCUCGGGCGUCGCAAGCCAGGCUGUACACGUUCAGAGCCGAUCCUCCUACCACCACCAUGCAGAGGAUCAAGGGCUUCACCACCGGAUCCUUGCCCACGUUUAUAGACGUGGGGAACAACUUCGCCUCCAGCGCCGUGCUGGAGGACAACCUGAUCCACCAGCUCGGUCAGGCAGGGAAGCGAGUGGUCUUCAUGGGAGACGACACGUGGGUCAGUUUGUUCCCUAAAAAGUUCCACCGCUCGCUGCCUUUCCCCUCCUUCAACGUCAAGGAUCUGCACACCGUGGACAACGGAAUCCUCCAGAACAUCUUUCCCACCAUGGACGGAGAUGACUGGGACGUGCUGAUCGCUCACUUCCUGGGUGUGGAUCACUGCGGCCACCGCUUCGGCCCCGACCACCCUGCCAUGGCGGAGAAGCUCACUCAGAUGGACGGAGUUAUCAGGUCAGUGAUGAAGCGGCUGCAGAACGACACACUGUUGGUGGUGAUGGGAGAUCACGGGAUGACCGACACCGGGGAUCACGGAGGAGAAAGCCAGAAGGAAACCGAUGCUGCUCUGUUCCUCUACAGCGGCUCACCUCUGUUCCCAGCUCCUGAUGCACAGCAGGUGGAGCCAGAGGUGGUGCCUCAGACUGAUUUAGUGCCUACGCUGGCCUUGCUGCUGGGAGUUCCCAUCCCCUACAGCAGCGUGGGGCAGGUGAUGCUCCCACUUUUUCCCAGGAACAGCCAGGUGGAGGCGCUGUGGAUCAACGCCAAACAGGUGCAUCGGUUUUUGGAGACCUACUCCAGCAUGGCCAACGACAUUCCAGCGGACAGUUUGUCUCAACUGCGGGCUCGCUUCUCCCAGAUCUCGUCUCAGUACAUGAGCUCGAUACGUGAUGGAACUCCUCCUCCGCCUGAACUGCUGGCCUCCAUGCAGGAAUACCUAAGCUCCGUUAGAGAGACCUGUCGUGCCUCUUGGGCUCGCUUCAACCCUCUGAAAAUGGCAGCGGGCCUCCUGGUCCUGGGUUUUGGGUGCAUCUUGUGCUACGUUAUCUCAGAACUGUCUGUUGUGAUCCUCCAGGGCGCCAUGUUGAAGACUCCAGUGCUUGCUGGGCUGAUGGUCGGGGGAGCGGUAGCUGUGGGUCAAAUAUUCACUUUGGGAUACGUGGAAGUCUCGUGGUGUUUGGGAGCUGCUGUGUUGUUUUCCGAGGCAUUAUUUUUGUGGAGGGCUCGGAGGGUAUGUCCUCGUGGCCGACUGUCUCACUGGAGCCUUUUAACUCCGCCACUGCUCGUGCUCCUCCUCCGCUGUGCAUCCUUGCUCUCGGACAGCUACGUGAUCUCUGAGGGACGUGUAGUCACGUUCUUACUGUUCAGCCUAGGCGUAUACGUUCCACUUCAGCUCAACUGGGAUGGACUUCUUUUUCCUGCACCUUCUACCGAUACCCAGAAACCUCCUGGACUUCUUGCACCCUCGUUGCCGCCCUCGGUAGUCCGGCGCGAGACUGGCGCUUUGCUUGUUUGCACAGGCGUCUUGGUAGCAUGCCUUUACCUUUCUCUGUCGUUCCACAGCUGCCGUGAAGAACAGGGUGCUUGCCAGCCUUCAGUCUUCUUGACGCAACUCUCGCGGGUUCAGGAUAGUCGGCUGCGCAACUUGCACUACGUCCUGUCCCUGGCAUCACUUUCCGCCUGGGCGUUCUUGCUACAUCGUUGGUUACGGCAUUACGGAAACCUGAACUGCACAGGUGUGGGUGUGUUUACAGCACGCUGCCUGCUUCCUCUUGCCUCUAUCUGCAUGGGUCUGCACUGGGCGGUCAGCGCAACUCCAGACGACACCUUCAGGAACCUGGCAGAGCUAAUAAGCUUGGGGCAGGUGAUUCUGCCACGUAUUGCCUUCGGUCUCCUAGGCCUCGGAUCGCUGCUCCUGUGGCUGGACCCACUUACGGUGUUUUUAAAGACACGAGCACCUUUGAACUCUCGGGGUGCCGUCGUGCCUCCGCCAAGAUACCGUGCUAGCACUGGAAUCAGCCCUCAGGCUGAGCUGCACCAUCUUAUACCGCAGUUAUAUCAGCGCAUCCGCCAAUCGCUUGACAACGAAGGGGUCAAGGUGACCGAUCCCGAUGGACGGCCAGCAGUAGAGGCCUACGGACUGGGCACUGUCUACUCCGCACCCCUGGUCUUGCUAUGUGGUCUGAUGGGGCUUGGGAUGCUGCUUCUACACCCCGAAGGCAUGGCGCUGGCCUUCUUGUUGCUACUGCUGCAGGCUGCUGCUCUCCUCCAUCUCCACGCGUCCUCCAGCAAUCUCUCCAGCCAGCAGAGUCAUUCCAGUGUCUUCAGUGUUCCCUGGACUCCUGUGGUUCUGUGGUCUCUGGCGGCCUCGCAGUUCUUCCAUGCCACGGGUCACCUUCCCACCUUCCCGUCCAUCCAGUGGGGUGCUGCGUUCGUGGGGUUCCCUCAGGGACACACGGGCACCGCACUUCCCGCCUCGCUCGUCACACUCAACACCUUCUCCUCACACAUCCUGUUUGCCGUCGGCUGCCCGUUGCUGCUCUUCUGGCCGUUGGUGCAUGAGCUGCGUGGGUAUCGAACCAGCCGCUCGGGUGGAGGUGAGGACGGGGACGAGGUUGUCAUGGAGAUGAGGUUGCGAGAAAACCCGCAACAGUUCAGUUCAGCUUUACUACAGCUCGCAGCACGUUACCUGUUCAUUAACGGAGCACAGGUUUUGGCUUCGGUUUGUGCUGCCGCUAUACUCAGAAGACAUCUCAUGGUUUGGAAAGUGUUUGCACCCAAGCUGAUGUUCGAAGCCAGUGCAUUCAUCGUGGGCAGCGUGUUUGUGCUCGUCGGGGUCGCUCUGGUCAUGAGGGUCGACGCAGCCGUGGCUCACUUAUUUCAGAGACUCAUUCCGGAGAAUUCCAGGUAGCACCACCUUCUCUGUUCCUCCUACAGUUUCAUCCGUCCAUCGGUCCAUCACCGACGACACGAGACGCACACGAUUGCCAGCACGAUGGACGAAAACCGGUCUUAAAAUGGCUUCCGUCUUUCAGUACUCUGGAGAAAUGGACUUGUGCUGAUAUUUUAUUCAAAAACACACACACACACACUUAAUCUGAGCCAUCUGAGAUCUGUGACACUGCUGCAUUGGUAGUUGAGGAAAGACCUAGGAGUGUGAGAGAGUUGUUUCUUUUUACUGCUGUACACCGUAGGGCUUCUGUAUUAUAAACACACACACAUACAUACAUAUACACACAUUCUGAGAGCUGCUAUGAUGAAAGCACACUCCCUGAAGCAGGAUUUGUGCUAAAGCUAAGCUUGGAAUACCUUAAAUGAAAGGACUAGUUGGUCUGGAUUCACUUUGGUUAACAAGAGAGAAUGCUUUUCUAUCUGCUGAUAGCGGUGCACAGACCUCGUUUCAUCUCUGCCUAAAGAGAGCGAUGCGGCGGCGCUUUAAUCCUUUAAUCUGCCCAGCUCUCUCGCCUCUUCAUCAAACAGAUCAGCUUCGAAAGCUUCAGCUUUUAACGCUAAUGCUGCCGUCAACGUCAUCCCGCUCGUCGUCUUGUCGAUGGCGAACCAGCCAAGCCGAAUCUCCGUCGUUACCCGUCGUCGUUUAAGCCGCACUCGAUUCUGGGACUUUGAGUCCAGCAUCCGUACCAACGUCGUCACGACUUCUGUGCUGGAUUUCUCAUGAAUAUGACGUUAAACAUCCCUGGAAAACGGUAAGCGAGAGAAGAAGCUUGUUCAGUUGAGAUCGUUUCAAUUUUAUUUUUUUUUAAUCUCCAAUUUAAAAGCACUAAACUUUUGUGACCAUUUCAUGUUCCUCAGAGUUCCAGCAUACGGCGGCUGCUUUCUUUUCCUCCUUCACUUUUGGUUAGCGUUAAUGUUUCUGAGCCCUGUCCAACUAUUAUGAGUGUCAGGGUCAAUCCAAUACUUUUACAUAGUAUUAUUAUUCAUUAACAUCAUCAAAACCGCCACGUCUGCGUUCGGAACAGGUCAGAGGUCACUAGCUUUGCCGCCGCAGUGAGCGUUCAUGUCGUGAGAUUCAGUUUGUACCAAUGUUUAUUUUUUAUCGAUUUGUACUGACAUUUAUACAGUAUUUAUGUUGUUUGUUUAUAUAUAUAUAUAUAUAUAUAUAUAUAUAUAUAUA
Molecule: messenger RNA, 4660 nt
Organism: Ictalurus punctatus (channel catfish)
Lineage: Eukaryota; Metazoa; Chordata; Actinopteri; Siluriformes; Ictaluridae
Gene: pigo
Product: phosphatidylinositol glycan anchor biosynthesis, class O
Exons: 11
Coding region: 233-3439 (1068 amino acids)
Biological process (GO): GPI anchor biosynthetic process
Cellular component (GO): endoplasmic reticulum membrane
Molecular function (GO): mannose-ethanolamine phosphotransferase activity
Source: RefSeq, a predicted model, not a curated record